Molecule: messenger RNA, 798 nt
Organism: Melampsora larici-populina 98AG31
Lineage: Eukaryota; Fungi; Basidiomycota; Pucciniomycetes; Pucciniales; Melampsoraceae
Exons: 2
Coding region: 1-798 (265 amino acids)
Source: RefSeq, a predicted model, not a curated record
AUGUUAACAGUACCAUUAAUUUCAAAAUCAGGAUUAUGGUAUGCAUUAUAUCAAAAAGGAGAUUCGAAUUUACAACAAGAGAUUUAUGUUGGAUUUUGGGGAGUUUGUAGUUAUGAUCUUGAUGUGAAAACUCAUGAGAUUCAAAAUGAAUCUUGUACUUCAAUCUCAUUAGCUUAUUCAUUUAAACUUUUUAAUCAUCGGUUUGAUGAACAUAAAACACCUAAUCAAACUUCUGGAUUAGAAAUUAAUGCCACUCAAACUACUGUUCUUUUAUGGUAUCCGAUCGUUUCGAUCUUGAUUUUAAUGGGAAUAAGUUUAUCAACUUCAAAUCAACUUAAGAAUAUAAAAAGAAGUUUGAUUUGUUAUUUUAUGUCAAGUUUAAUCACUUUUUCAGUUUAUAGUGGUACAUUUAUGAUCUUUUUAGACUUCAAAAAUCAAUUCUUAAACACUCAACUUUCAACUCAAACUCAAGAUUUAAUUCCAAUCGAAGAACAAAUCUUAUUCUUAACUCAUUUACCUUUACUUUCAGGUUCAUUAUUAUUUGUGAAUUCUUUGAUUGGUUUGAUUAGGUAUAAAAAUUUGAAAACUUUACCAGAUCAGGAAAUUACUAGAGAUGAAGAAAGUAAACUGGCAAGAUUAGGACAUGGUCGUUUUGUUCAUCCUUUUGGACUUCAUCAAUCUAGUACUUUGAAUGAACUUCAAUUCAUAGAUGAAAAAAUCGAAAAAGAAGGAAUCGAUAUUCAAAUCCAUCAUCCAUCAGUUCCUCCGGCUUAUUAUCCUUCGAAAUCAAGUGAAUGA